CCGGGCGCGGGCGGGCGGCGCGACCGCUGCGGCUUUGCCCGGCCAGAGGCAGCAAUGGAACGGUUCGGGGUGAAAUCGGCGCCGUCGCGGAACCGCUCCAAGACCGCUCUGUACGUGACCCCCCAGGACCGUGUGACCGAGUUCGGCAGCGAGCUGCAUGAGGACGGGGGGAAGCUCUUCUGCACCUCCUGCAACGUGGUGCUCAACCACGUCCGCAAGUCCGCCAUCAACGACCACCUCAAGUCCAAAACGCACACCAAGAGGAAGGCGGAGUUUGAGGAGCAGAACGUCAGGAAGAAACAAAGGACUCUGACUGCCUCCCUGCAAUGCAACAGCACUGCCCAAACAGAGAAAAGCAGUGUGAUCCAGGACUUUGUGAAAAUGUGCCUGGAAGCCAAUAUCCCACUGGAGAAGGCUGAUCACCCCGCUGUGCGAGCCUUCCUGUCCCGCUACGUUAAGAACGGCAGCUCCAUACCCAAGUCGGAGCAGCUAAGGAAAGCAUAUCUGCCUGAUGGCUAUGACAAUGAGAACCAGCUCAUCAACACUGAAGACCGUUGAGAAGAGAACUGUUUUCAUCCUUGGUGUGAAGUUUUACAUAUUGAUGGUGUGGUUUAUUUUUAUAUUCAUGCAUAUAUACAGUGUUACAUAUUGAUUUUACAAGCUAUUUUGUAUUCUUGUAGAAAUGACAAUCUACUUCUGAACUUAGUGGUGUGCCACAGAUUGUUGCUAACCCUGCUGUGAACUUCAGAGCUACAUUGAUGUAGAGCUCACGAGGAAUGUAGGGAGCAUCCCUGGCACACACCUGAUCUCUGUUCAGUCCAGCUGUAACUGAGGCUGAGAAAAAGGCACUUGAAUGGAUGGAGCACCCCACUUCACAGUGCAACUAAGAAGACCGUGUGAUAGGGAUUGCUGCUCAUGGCAGUGGAUUGCUUUGUCCAGUAUCCUGUCCCUGAGUGACGAAGAAGAGGUGCUGCACCUUUGAAAUGCAAGAAGCUCUAGGAUGAUUAGUUAAAAUAUCACUGUUGGGGGAGGACUAUUGCAACUUUCUAUUCAAACUUGGUUUAAGUUUUGAAACAGGAAACAUUUUUCUUCUAGACCUCUCUCUUACGCUGUUUGGUGCAACUGUGGAUGUAUUUGUUAUCCAGCUUAACCAGCCAGUCUCUUGUACUGACCUCUGAAUUUCACUAUACUCAUAAGCCUAGGAGUUCUACCCUGUCUGCUUUUCUAAAAUCAUUGUUCCUUUGUCUUGGUUUCACAUGCCCCCUUCCACUUCAGUGCCAAUACUUGGAAGCUGAGUAGACAGUAACUGAGUGUGGUUUGCAGUGCAGCUGCUGUCAAGUGAAACUUAUGCUGGACCAAGUUCGUAGCAGAGAAGAUUAAUGCCUUUUUCCUACUAGCAGGACUAAGCUAAAUCUAAUUUGGGGAUGGCACAGGCACUAAAUUGAGGAAUUGGGAAAGUUUUUUCAUUGUGCACAGGAGAAGAGGCUGCUCCAUCUUUCCCUGAAGGUCCUUUACACCUCUGGCCUUGUCAUCAGUCAAGGGAAGUGAAGUGAUUUAAAAUAGUUUUUAAAGCAGUUACUGCAAAGGCUCUUCAGUACUUGUAAGCACAAGUAGGAAGGCACAUACACUCUGAACUUAUACUGGAAUUACAGACCUGGGCUGUAUUUCUUACUCUGUGCUAUGGCCACAUCUAUUGGACUGGCAAAAACCAAAAUGGGAUAUUGAAGAAUUUCAAUAAUGUUACUCUCUCCAAAAUCUAGUAAACUGUUACUAAGCUGUUCCAAAUGAUGACGCCAAAUAUUUCACCUGUCACAAGUGUUCUGUAAAGGUUUUGAAUGAAAUGAGAGUACUGUGCAAAGUGCUAUAAUUCAACUGACCUGUGCCUGCUCCAGAUCUCCUGGGGAUGCUUUGGGUUCAGAGAGGUGCCAAGCAGCUCCUGGGGGCACAGGAAUCCUCUCUCCCCAUGGGUACAAUGGUAUAAGGAUGCUUUAACUCCUGAGGGUGGAGCCACUUGUCCAGCUUCCUUUCCCCAGCAGAGUUUCACAGCAGUUUAUUUACAGCAAUACCAAGGAAUUGCUGAAAGGAGACAAAAUAACCAGAUUAUUUUGGGUUUGGAGGUAUUUCCCUAGGUGUAUAUAGAGCAGUCUCCUUUGAUGGGCUGAGAGAGAUUUACAUACUUAGUAACAACUAUUUUUUUUGUGCAAUUAGCCUGCAGAAAUGCACUUGUGUUCCAUGUCCUGCUAUGAAACUUGCUGGAAUAAAUAGACAAAGUUAGAAAGUAGAAGGUUUCUUACCCAUGUGCAUCAGGGGUGCUCACCCCACUGCUGGUCUAGGACUUCAGGCAGAAAUAACAGUAGCAACUUUUUAAUUUAAUCCUAGAGAUCAAGAUAUGCCUUCCUAAAUAUCAUUUUUUAUUGCACAAGCUUGGAUUUAGCUUAAAAUCCUUAACUGCCUUGGGCUAGAACUGUUUAAUAAAUCUUCUGAAGCCAAGUGAAAGGUAAACUGCCAAUAGUCUUUUCUGUCCUGACAAGAAUUGAAAGUAUUUUCUCACAGCUGCUGUUUUCUUACAGUGAAACAAUAUCCUUGCUUUAUAUUUUAAUAUUUUUUGAAACCUCAGCAGUGGUAUCUUAGCAUUGUAUCAAAUAGAGAAUAAUGGGCUAUUGAGAAAACAAAAGCAGCUAGAAAAAUGGGAUGGUCAAAAGGUAUGAAUUUGGGCUAGUUCACUCAGUUUUUGCUAACAUGGGAUUUUCCAGACUGCACCCCAUAACAAUUUUUUAUAGUUUAGAUGCUGUAUAUUCUUCCCUUGACUGACUGACAGACAUUUUGAAAUGCUUCAUGGGAACAUUAAUUAGGCUCUUGUAUAACUGGAAAAAAAAAAAAAUCGUUUAAAAAGUUACAGUUUUACAUAAAAAUAAAAAUAUUGGUAAGUGUAAUGAACUCACUUUGCAGGACUGCUGCCUUAAUAAUAGGAUAUUUUCAUUUAAAAAUGAAAAGAUGUUGAUCUUGACAACAAACAUUAAUAAUGGAGUAAAGUUAUGAAAAAUAAAGCACUUCCAGGUGAUCUAGAAAGAAUGUGUAAGUUUAGAAUCAUGAACAUAACCCAAAUCAUCAAGACAUUUUCGAGAAAAUAUGAGUUAAGUGAUUGCAUUCUGUAAUGAAACAGAGUCCUGCAAACACUCAAAUUCAGAACGUAAUUUUGCCAGUAUGGCUGCAGUUGGAUAAAGCAUAACUUCCUUUUAAUUGCUGUUCAUCUCAGGGAAGAUUUACAGCAGAAGUUUUCUCAUCUGUCUAAACCUAAGGAAUAACUAAAUCUUCAUCUAUCUAAACCUAAGGAAUAAAAGUAAAUUUGAGGCUGUGAUGGAGUUGUUUGAACAGUCACCAUGGAUGUUUAAUUUCUUGUGCAGGAAUGUAUUUCCUGUAAAGAAGAAAAGUCUCAGAAGUAAAGGGAGGAUGGUAACAAUGUCAGCUUUUCACAUUACAUCCAAAUGUAGGAACAAGCUCUAAGGGAUACUUUCUGCCAGGUGGUUUUAUGAAUAUAUUUGAACACUAAAUCUAAUAGAAAAAAAAAAUAAAAGAAGACAUAUUUUCUUCUUUGACCAAUACUUAAACUAACAUAGCCAAAUUAUUUAAAAUUACUCCCAAGUGUUUUUCUUGAAUCAACGUGUGCAAAGAGUAAAAUACAAACAGGAGCACUCUCUGUUGUGUGACUCCUUACAAUGAUAGUUUCAGCUUGCAUGUUCCUGAAUAAACAUGAGCAAGCUUAAAAAAUGUUAAUAAUUUUGAAGACUGUAAUUUGGCAGGUCCCAUGGGAAGGUGAAGCAUUCAGCAUAAUGAAAGGGAAAUCUGUUUUUCAACUGAGAGAGAAACUUGUCCUGCAAAGUAUGGGAUAUUCUCAUGAAAAAGGCUGGUUUUAGCCAGAGCCCCUUUUAGCAAUUCUGUUGAACUGAAGAGCGAGAUGUUCCCUGUUAGGUUUUGCAGCAUAAUGAGCUGGUUUUCAGGAAAAUGAAAAGCAAAAAGCUGGAAGUUUGGCAAGGAUAAUCUCUAUUUAGAUUUGCAUAUAAAGAGAGGCAAGGCCCACUUGUUGUUGCAUUCACAUUGUACUCACUGCUACUUACUCUGUGUAAUUUGAGUGCUUGUUGUCUUUGUACAAUUUUAAAGUCGUGUCUAACUUUCAAAAUAUUUUUAUUUUAACAAAGCUUCUCACUGUAAUAGUGCUGUUAGAGUUUAGUCUCUUUUGGUCUAAUGAAGAUGCUUUAUUUUUGUUUUGGUGGUAGGAAUGUUUUGUUCAUGGUGAGUGGCCACAGAAAUGGUUUUAUUUAAAAAACAGUCAUGAACUUAUGAUUAGAUACUAGAGUGAGGCUGAAGAUACCUGGGUCCUGCAGUACCACAAGACUUCCUGUAGGAACAUAAGACCAGAGUAAGGGAUUUAAGUUUUUAUAUUAAAACAAUACUGAAGAGAAAUACUUUACAUUGUAAAGUUUUCACUUGGUAAUGAAAAAACGGUCUCUUUAAAAAAAAAUAAAGGUAUUCCUUUUUUAUA
Messenger RNA from Pseudopodoces humilis (Tibetan ground-tit), 4540 nucleotides. It is a transcript of the gene CGGBP1, whose product is annotated as CGG triplet repeat binding protein 1. Gene Ontology annotation, cellular component: nucleus. The record is from RefSeq and is a predicted model, not a curated record. Gene Ontology annotation, molecular function: double-stranded DNA binding. Gene Ontology annotation, biological process: regulation of transcription by RNA polymerase II. NCBI's taxonomy places the organism in Eukaryota, Metazoa, Chordata, Aves, Passeriformes, Paridae.